CGAAGCCGUUUGAAAAAAUGAAAUCUUCAAAAGCACACAGCUUUCACAAGCCGAAUAUAGCCGCUCUUCAGAACAUGGAAGGGGAGAAAGAUGUAGUCACAAUCAGCGAUUCAACCGUACGACUGGGUCAGUCACUGGAGUCUAGCUUUUUAAUGUCCCAUGGUCUCUGUGUCGACAACUCGGACACGUACGAGGCGAACGAACAGCAACAAACAAUUCAGGAUACCCAGACAACGGAACAGAAUGGCGAACCGAAGGAUAACACCAAGGAGGAACAGAAGGAUACAAGUAAAGAGGCGCCAGCGGUGAAGAAGAAUCGCUGCCAAAAAUGUGGCAAGAAAUUGGGUCUGGCUGGGGCGUUCGAAUGCCGUUGUGGUGGCAUUUACUGCGCCGUCCAUCGCUACAGUGACCGCCAUGAGUGCAGCUUCGACUACCGCGAAAUGGGUGCCAAUCAGAUCCGUCGUGACAAUCCGGUUAUUGUGGCCAGAAAGUUGCCAGAGAUUUAGUUUCCGUACAUACACAUAUUAAUAAAUAGUUUAGCUAUCCAAAAAUGCAUCUACGAUGCACAAUUCAAUCAGAAAUAGUCUUGUGCAGUAAAAUACCAACAAUAAAAUAGCAGCUAGUCUCCUAUCAUAUCAUUUA
Molecule: messenger RNA, 642 nt
Organism: Drosophila persimilis
Lineage: Eukaryota; Metazoa; Arthropoda; Insecta; Diptera; Drosophilidae
Product: AN1-type zinc finger protein 6
Exons: 1
Coding region: 18-506 (162 amino acids)
Molecular function (GO): zinc ion binding
Source: RefSeq, a predicted model, not a curated record